CCCCCCUCUGCCUCUCUCACUCUCUCACACACAGCCAAAGGCAGAAUCUCUUCUUCUGUGUAGAGUUCCAGGGCUCAGAAGGAGGAAAGCUUAUUUGCAAGAACUUCUUAUUUCUGCUGCGCAUAAGUACUUUUGUUGGUGGGCCAUCUGGACUGGCAGGAUUUCCUUAGAAUUCAAAAUAUGUUGUCUGAUUUGGAGAGCUGGAGAUUGCUGUGAAGCACUGGGAAGGUAGAAGGAAACAUAGACAGAACUGGCUUGCGGCUCUCCUACAUAGGUGGCAAGAAUGGAAGAAGCCUUGCCUUGCCUUGCCUCGGUGUGCAAUUCCUCAGCACUUAUGAACUUCUGUGCCGAUGAUAGUAUUUCUGCAGCAAGUACAUCUGAUGUCCAAGACCGCCUUUCGGCUCUUGAACUGCGAGUGCAGCAACAAGAAGAUGAAAUCACCGUGCUGAAAGCAGCUUUGGCUGAUGUAUUGAGGCGACUUGCCAUCUCGGAGGAUCAUGUUGCGUCUGUGAGAAAAUCGGCACCAAGUAAAGGUCAGCCAAGCCUCCGGGAAGCGAUCUCCAUGUCCUGCAUCACCAAUGGAAGUGCAGGAAGCCGAAAAACCAGCCACAGUCCUUCUGUGCCUAUAGCGAGGAAAGAAACCUUCUCGUCUGCUGCUAAAAGCGGUACGGAAAAAAAGAAGGAAAAACUCCAAGGACAGACAGAGAAAAAAGAGGACUCUCAUUCUAAUGAUCAAAACCCACAAACGCAAGCAUCACCUUCACCAUCUCCCCAGCCCUCUGCACAGACCCACCCAACACACAGGCAGACCCCAGAAGUCAAGAGCUCUGCUCCAGGCAAAAGUGUGAAAAGAGCAUCAACAAUUGAGAAGUCACACAGUGCCUGGGAAAGUUCAGAAGACAGCCGUAAUAAACUAAUGAGGGCAACGUCCGCAUCAAAAUUGAUAUCCAAAGGUGGAAAGAAUUCAGACAAACACAAAGAUGUCAUUAUCAGCCAAGCAAAAAUGUCAACCCGAGAAAAAAACAGCCAAGAAGGCGAGUACAUCAAGAUGUUCAUGAGAGGACGGCCCAUCACAAUGUUUGUUCCUUCAGGUGUAGAAAAAUAUUGGGAAAUCAAGACAGAGCUGCCUCCUGAAAAAUUAAAACUGGAGUGGGUAUAUGGUUAUCGUGGAAGGGAUUGCCGAGCCAAUGUUUACCUCCUUCCUACUGGAGAAAUAGUAUAUUUCAUUGCAUCCGUGGUCGUGUUGUUUAACUAUGAAGAACGGACUCAGCGCCACUAUUUGGGACAUACAGAUUGUGUUAAAUGCCUUGCUGUUCAUCCAGACAAAAUCAGGAUUGCAACUGGACAGCUAGCUGGGGUGGAUAAAGAUGGAAGACCUUUGCAGCCCCAUGUUAGAGUAUGGGAUUCAGUGAGCCUGAUGACUCUCCAAGUUAUUGGCCUUGGAACAUUCGAGCGUGGAGUGGGAUGUCUGGAUUUUUCAAAAGCAGAUUCAGGUACACAUUUGUGUGUGAUUGAUGACUCUAAUGAGCAUAUGCUGACCGUCUGGGACUGGCAGAAGAAAUCUAAAGUAGCAGAGAUAAAGACUACAAAUGAAGUCGUUCUUGCAGUAGCAUUCCAUCCGACUGAUAAAGACACAAUAAUAACCUCUGGAAAAUCUCAUAUCUUUUUCUGGACUUGGAACGGCAAUGCAUUAACACGAAAACAAGGAAUAUUUGGGAAAUAUGAAAAACCCAAAUUUGUUCAGUGCUUAGCAUUUUUAGGAAAUGGAGAAGUUCUCACUGGUGACUCAGGUGGGAUACUGCUUAUAUGGAGUAAAACUACUGUAGAAGGCACAGCAGGAAAAGGAUCAAAAGGUGUGUAUCAGAUAAGCAAGCAAAUCAAAGCUCACGAUGGCAGUGUGUUCACACUCUGUCAAAUGAGGAAUGGGAUGCUGCUAACUGGAGGUGGGAAGGACAGGAAAAUCAUUUUAUGGGAUCAUGACUUGACUCCUGAAAGGGAAAUAGAGGUUCCGGAUCAGUUUGGAACAAUCAGAGCUGUGGCAGAAGGCAAAGCUGAUCAAUUCAUAUUGGGCACUUCCCGGAACUUUAUUUUGCGAGGAACAUUUAAUGAUGGUUUCCAGGUGGAAGUACAGGGCCACACAGAUGAACUCUGGGGUUUAGGAACACAUCCCUUCAAAGAUCUGUUCUUAACAUGUGCUCAGGAUCGCCAAGUCUGUAUGUGGAAUUCGGUGGACCAUACACUUGAGUGGACCAGGUUGUUAGAUGAACCAGGACAUUGUGCUGACUUCCAUCCAAGUGGAACAGUGGUAGCAAUCGGCACACACUCAGGAAGGUGGUUUGUUCUGGAUGCUGAAACAAGAGAUUUGGUUUCAAUCCAUACGGAUGGUAACGAGCAGCUUUCGGUGAUGCGCUACACAGUAGAUGGCACAUUACUUGCUGUGGGAUCCCAUGACAACUUCAUUUACCUCUACACAGUAACAGAAAAUGGAAGGAAGUACAGCAGAUACGGAAAGUGCACUGGACAUUCCAGCUAUAUUACGCACCUUGAUUGGUCUCCGGAUAACAAGUACAUAAUGUCAAACUCGGGAGACUACGAAAUAUUAUACUGGGACAUUCCAGCCGGUUGUAAACUAAUGAGGAACCGUUCGGAGUGUAAGGACAUAGAUUGGAUAACAUACACGUGUGUGCUGGGAUUUCAAGUAUUUGGAGUGUGGCCUGAAGGAUCAGAUGGAACAGAUAUAAAUGCUCUUAUCAGGUCUCACAACAGGAAAGUGAUAGCAGUUGCUGAUGACUUUUGUAAAGUCCAUCUAUUUCAGUAUCCCUGCUCCAAAGCAAAGGCCCCGAGUCAUAAAUACAGUGCCCAUAGCAGCCAUGUGACAAACGUCAGCUUCACUUAUAACGACAGUCACUUGAUUUCAACUGGAGGCAAAGAUAUGAGUAUCAUUCAGUGGAGACUUGUUGAGAAAGUAGCUUUGCCACAGAAUGACAUUGCAGUAGAAAUGGGUACACCCAAAAUCUCCAUGGCUGCCAAUGAAAGCUUAGUACACCCAAGCACCCCUGUUCCUCUUAGCCAGCCAUUUGAUGAAAUAGCCACCAUUGAAAGUGUAACUGAUGGUUCACCAACAUCUUUGGAAAAUAAUCUGGAGCAAACAGUGGAAGCCAAUGAGGAGCAGAAUGAAGAGCAAAGCGAGGGGAGCAGUCUGGAUCCAGGUGAGCCAAACUGUGAUGAGACAUCCAAUGAAACUGGCGAAGAGCAGAGUGAAUCCACUAUUAUGGAUGACCAGUCAGAAAACUCUCCAGUGUCUUAACAGCUCGGGACAGUCUUUAUACUUUUUUCCCUCAAUGUGCAUACGUUGAUAAAGGGGAAUUGGGUUCAAGUAGGGGAAGGGAAGCAGCUCCGAAUCAGGAGUCACUCCAGUUGCUGGGUUUCCACUGAAGGCUUUUAAUCUGAUCGUCUGUUUUCAAUGCAUUGAACAAUUGUAGGGACCCACCUUGACAAUUCCAGUCAAGAGCUGGUGAGGAUAGUAAGUAAAAUGUAAUCCUAGAUAAAAUGUAAGUCUGAAAAUGCUGUCAGAAAGAAGUGUGAUACAAAUGUCUGAGGAAAAUGGGGAAGGCGGGAUUAGCUCCAGCAGUAUGUCGAGGAGAGGGCAAUGCAUGAGUAGAGAAACACCAAAAGAAGCACCAAGUAAAACCUGCUAUGUAAUGCAUCUGAGGCAAAAACUCCUUUGGAGUUCUCCUUUCUGUUUUUAUAUUAAAAAGAGAAGGAGAAGAGAAGAGAAAACACCAUCUCAAUAAAGCCAUAUACAUGCACCGUGCCUACUGCCUUCUCAACAUCUAUGCAUAUAUUUUUUUGUAACACUACCGAUUUCUACUUGCCGCUGCACACUCUGCCCUCAGGUGGUGCUAGUUCUAAGGCAACUCAUAUUUUGGAAUGUGGCCUCGUUGUUCCCAAAUGAUGGGAUUCUUAAUAGACUGAACUUAAGACAGCAAGCUUUGCUUAGUUUUUGAAUCAACGACCACCAUCUUUUCAAGGAGCUACAUGUCUGGACACAUUGAGACUCAAGAAUACCUACUGUGACCUUGACAUGAACUGACUUGAUUGCAUGAUGACAAAAGUUCUAAUUUCUUGAGUUAUAACUUGGCCUUCUGAUACAACUUGUUUCCUCAGCGAUGGGGCUAAAUAUUAGGGGAAUACCAUUAUUAAAUUGUUAAAUCUGGUGCUUGGGGAUUAAACUAAAAAAAAAUAUUUUAGGGAUGACAAUAAGAUUUACAAAACGAAAAAAUUCAAAUAGGCUCUUUUUUACAGCCUCCUUUUUAAUAGCUGUAAUAUAAAUGUCUCAUUUACUUGGAUUAUGUUGGAUAUAUGAGGAUUUUCUUUCAUUUGUGUGUGUGUUGCAUUGUGUAUGUGUAUGAGUAUGCGUGCAUGUGUGAAUUUGUUUUUUUCCCCCUUGCCCCGUUUUAUAAGCCGUGCAGCUCUGUGAUGGCUGGAUCUGGCCAGUUAUGGGAUAUCAUGGCAUUUUAUUUUUCAUUUGGGGAAAAAAUUAAAAUAUAAGAAAAAAAACCCUGUCAGCUACAUUUUUCUAAAGAACCUUGAUUUUCCGACAUUUAAAACCAUUUGCUCAAGAAAAUUCCUACUUGUUUAUGUUUUGAGUACAUAAGGUUUUUUUAAUUGUGCUGACAUUUUAGCAUUUAGUUAGAAGUUAUGUUUAGGAAAGUUGGAUGAGUUUGUUUAAGUCUUAAGUGUGCAAGCGUUUACGUGAUUGUGCCAUUCCAAAGUGCAUCAGAACUGUCAUUCCCUUCUAGUAUCUUCUCAGGAGUAAAUGCUUCAGAUCAGGUAUCUAAUCUAUUCAUCAUUGGUAACAUUGAGAACUCAAUUGGACUCCCAAAGGACAGACACAGUGAGUGAAAGAGAGCAAGAGAGAGAGGAAGAAAUCAUUGCCUCUUGUUUACAUCCAUUCUGGAAAACCUCAAAAUAAUUCUCUUCAAAUAGAGAGAGACGUGGAUUCCAAGCAACCCAUCUGUUCUGUGUUUUUUCUUAAACUAUACUGUUAAAUAGUAACCGUAUUUGAAAGCUCUAGAAUGUGACUGCUCACUUUGCCAAAUAAUUGUCAGUGGGUGGCAUUAAUUAUGACAUCACAUGGGAUCUAACCAGGCAUUCACUAGGAUGGGGUGAGCAACCUGUGGGUAGCAUGUGUCUCUUGGACCUCCGUUUGGUGGGCCCUGCAACCCCUCACCAGUGCCCUAUUCUCCAGGGUUUUUAAAGUGAGGUUUUUGUACAGUCUUUCCCUCAAAUAACAAGCAUAUGAAAAUAAUUCCACCCCACAUGGAAUUGAGGGGGUGUAAUUUCCUAUCAAUAUUAUGAAAUAGACUCCAGAAGGCAACAAAUCCUUUGGGUUGAAGCUGGGGGAGCCUGCAGUGAUGUCUGGGUGGAUAGCUUGGUCCCUAAAUCCCCCAUAGUUGUCUAUCCAGUACUAGAAGAAAAGGUUAAGGUAUAACAUUCAGUCAUUCCCACACCUCAAAUACCCUCUGCUUUGAAAUCCCCCGUUUGUGCCUAGCCAGAAGAUGUUCUUCAUUCCUCUGACAGCUGUCUUCUGAAGUUAGAGAGACACUAGUUAGAUGCCAUCCUUUGAAAAGAGUACAUUCAAGCUAAGAUUCCAAGCUACAGUACUUCUAAUUAAAACCAGUGGCACAGAGCUCUCUUACAUUCUUGUUGAAUACCAUGAAACAAUGCAUUUCACUUGGAUACAUCUAUUAACCUUGGAGUUGCCAUGUAAAAUGAAAUUUAAUUGUGGUUUUUCUCAUGUUGUAGUUUAAGGAGUUUUUUUUAAUCUAAUAUGCAAAAAGAAAAGUAAAAAAAAAAGCCUUACAGCUUUCCAUUGCUGGCAACUACUGUUUGAUGGACAAUUAUAUCCAUGAUAAUGGAUGGGGUUGUGUUAACUGUAGACGUUCUGGGGGGAAAAUUGUGAAUUAAAUAUGAUUUAAGAGUGUCAUGUGAAGACAUUUGAGCCAUUUCUAUCUAUCAUGCAUUCCUGUCUCAUGGCAGAAAAAAAUUGAAGAUUUAAAAAUAACAAUAAAAAUAAUCAAAACAA
Molecule: messenger RNA, 6088 nt
Organism: Anolis sagrei ordinatus
Lineage: Eukaryota; Metazoa; Chordata; Lepidosauria; Squamata; Anolidae
Source: RefSeq, a predicted model, not a curated record